Messenger RNA from Triticum aestivum (bread wheat), 2879 nucleotides. RefSeq lists its product as uncharacterized. The coding region runs from base 796 to 1206 and encodes 136 amino acids. The record is from RefSeq and is a predicted model, not a curated record. The transcript has 5 exons. NCBI's taxonomy places the organism in Eukaryota, Viridiplantae, Streptophyta, Magnoliopsida, Poales, Poaceae.
GCUGGAAUUGUUCUUGCUGUCAUUAAUCUAGAGAUUUUACAGAAAAGUUGGGAUGUGUGGAUAAAUCGUGCCAUUAAAACAACUAGGGAUUUGCAGUCAAUAAGCAGAAUCAUGCUUACUGAACCCUGAGAGUUGAACUGAGAGAAGCUUACUGAAUUCAGGCACUUAAAAUGUGAGUUGGCUGCGUUAGAACAACUAGCUUAGUGCUAGAAUUGUUCUUGCUGUCAGUAAACUAGGGACUUACAGAAAAGUUUGGAUGAGUGGAUAAAUCAUGGCUUUAGAACAACUAGGGAUUUGUAGUCAAUAAACACAAUCAUGCGUACUGAACCCAGACAGUUCAGUUUGGAAAAUAUAGAGUACUGAGCAUGGUACUAAUGGUUACAACUGGUUCCUGAUUUAGGGGAGAUCUUUGAUGAGGGUGCUUUGACAGGUAUGAUACUGGAAAAAAGUAGUAUUGUGUCGUACAGUUCAUAUUAAGUUUGUGGUAGAGACAAGAACACAAUUCUCCCAAUCAUGUUGCUGACAUAGGUAUUGUGUCGAUCAUAGGGGAGUUGUUGGGAGAAAUGUGGCUGCCGGAAACAGUAGACGUCGCUGGCAGGCAAAAAUUGUAGGACGGAGGUACAUUGGCGGUGCCUCCGAGACAGGGAACAUGGGUUCUGCCAAAGCGAAAGGGGAAUAAGAAGUUGGAAAGAGGCAACAAAAGGCGGAGGAGAGUGAGGUUCUCGAACGUUGUUGAAAUGAUUUGUUGAUCAGAAACCUCAGGAACCGAAGACACUUCAAGUGAUAAAUCACAGCAUGGCAAGUGAGGAUGAUGACCUUCGUGCGCGUCGUGCAGGAAGUGACAAGGAGCAAGGUUAUAAUACAGUGGUGGCACUGGAAAGGGUGGCGACGGAGUCCAGAAGGAUGGAGGUGCUGCUGCUGCACUUGGUUCUGGAAUUGGCAUGGGAGGAGGAGCAGCUGAUGAUGGAACUAAUUCUUGUGGGAGGAUCCAGCGUCAUGUCUGUGAGCCUGGAUACGCAUUCAGGGGUUCCUCAGGUUAGUGGAAUUGUUGAAUGUUUGAGAGUAGUAUAUAGUGCCUGUCAGGGCGGAUGUACAGAUAACUUGUGUCGACCACAAUGUCAGAGGUUGGAGGUAUCUCAAGCCAAGGAGGACGGGGUGGCAAUGCAAAUGUUGAAGAAACUCCAUGCGCAACUGAGGAAGAAAUAAUAAUGGGAGGGGACGAGGCGAAUGAAUGUUGAAGAGGAAGGUUGGUUGGUGGAUUGAAGGCUGCAAAUAGAUGGGUGGGUUUGGACAACGUUUCCGUCUGUUGCGUGUCAUCUGUGCACCGUCUGAAACGUCAAAGCAUGGGACGGCGACCGUCACAUUAAAUCUGAUUGGUGGGUGGGCCAUGGUCUGCAAAAGAAUUGCAUAUACUACUUCGAAUACAUAGGCAUAUACGUGGGGUGGUGGGAAUCUUGGCGCUAGUGGACGUGGGAGAUAAAGAGCACAUAUGAGCCCGAGCUCAUAAUAGCACUUCCCCCUUUUCACAGCUUCUCCAAACGGCGGAGCGGGAGUUCAGGUUAAUUACAUAAGGAUGCCACCGCGAAGUCAAGAAACGGUUCGUAAGUUUGUCCACCACACACCUGUAGCUCGUCCAUCUACUGUCUAAUUGGGCUGCCAGCCCAUACUUUGGAUCUGGAGCUGGUUUAGCGUUCAGAACGGAUCGAAAUUCUCAGGAGAAGCUGGAAUCCUGAUGAAGAAGCAGGAUUUGAGGAUUUAGGGAAGCCGGACGACUUCCGAACAGGCUCUAAGUUGAUGGUUUAAAAGCAUAUACUUUUUUUAUUAGCUAAAAAUCAAUUUGCUGGCAUUGGCCAACAAGGCACAACAUUGGUAACAUACAAUUACCGCUGGAGUUGGCCACGUGGCACGCCAUCAGAAUAUUGCCGAUGUAGGCUCCAACCCAUCACUAUUUUUUAACAAUAGCGUCAUAUUUGUGGCAUUGGGUGUCCAUGCCACUAAGGCCAUUUUUGUCAUGCCAUAGCUAGGCUUUUCUGCACUAGUGCAAUGGGCCAAGGGACGGUCCAAGCUCAUUGGUACGCGGGAGGCCACCUUCCAGAAAAUUGACGAGGACUCCGAAUUCGAGUUGGGAUCUAGGUCGGUUAGGAAACCUUGUCGCCCUGGGGCUCAUUCCCCUUUAUAAGGUGAGGCCAGGGGAUAGCUCACUUCAGCUUAUAGUAUGAACCCUAGUCUCGAUAGCAUUUACACACACUCUACUGUAACCUCCUCAUGCACGGCGACCCAUACAUCAAUGAAAUCCAAGAAGAAGGAGUGGAGUAUUGCCUCCAUGAUGGGGGCCCGGACCUGGGUAUACACCUCGCGUGUGAUCCCUCUGAUACUUUCGGUGACGCGGACCACCCUAUAUAGGGAUUACCAAUUGUUUUUUUUUUUGGUACCGUCACUGGUUAGUUUGGUGGACGAGUGUCUCAUCAUUUUCAUCCCGCACGCAUAAUUUUAUUUGGUGUUCGCUUGUUCCUUGGCAUGCUGUUUGUGAGCCAACUCAACACCCUGUAUCUAGUUAAAGCUUUUGGGUUUUUCUUGAUUUAAAUUGCACGUGAUGCCUUUUUCAAAAGAAAACAAACAACAAACACUCAUUGCAGUCACCAAGAUGAGGUGUUACUAUAGGUGUCACGUUUUCCAGAAUAUAUCUAUGGUCAAACCAUCUUUGCAAUAUAUACUUACAAGCCAUAUUGUCUUUCAGCCUAUCUUUGCCUUCUUUUUUCUAGAAAGUUGUUUUUGUAGUUGAGUACUUGUCAUUCUUGAGUUGAUGUUCCGCUUAGAGAAAUGGAAAAACAUGUUCGACGUUUUUUUGUUUAAUGGCAACUACAUCAUUAGUUGUGAGC